GCAAAGUGCAAAGUGCUAGUUUAGCCUUCAUUUUUGGAACUCUCGGCCCGAGCCCUCAACAGCGCGAGCUCGUGGAACGAAGACGAUGGCGGAAGGCAAAGCGAAAGAGGCGAUGGAAACCGAACCAGAGUCCACAACCAUCGAUCCGCGCGAUAUCAUUUCCAGUGACGAUGAAAUCGAUUACUCCAUCAAACCAGAGUUUUACGAUCCGAAUCUUGACGAGAAAGAUGAGUUAUGGGUCCAUAAACAAAGGAAAGGUCGUACCUCCGAUGCCGUGCUUAGCUGCCCUGCUUGUUUUACCACCCUUUGCCUUGAUUGCCAAAGAACCAUGACGAUUACGCGUGGUAAUGGUAGCCAGCCUGGUAGUAGUGGACCGCCGCCUGAAGUGGACCCGAACCAACUUCUAGCGAUGAUUCAUGGAUUGAUUGCGAAUCAGCAGUUCCUGGCUGAGCAGCUGCACAGGGAGCCUCAGCAUCAGCCUCCCCCUCGUGUAGAGUUUGGUGUUAGGGAGUUUUGGUACAUGCGACCGCCUUCCUUCUUUGGUGCUGAAGGACCUCUAGCAGCAGAGGAGUUCCUGAAGGUCAUCGAGACUAUCCUCACGGUGACCCGUAUUGCCCCUGCUGAAUGGGUCGACCUUAUGGAUAUUCAGCUUACGGAUACUGCUCGGAUAUGGUGGGCAGCUGAGAAGACCCAUUUAGAAAGGCCAAUCCUGUGGGAGACGUUCACAGAGCGCUUCAACAAUAAGUAUUUUCCUCAGUCGGCUCGGGACGAACUCUUGCGUAGGUUUGUUGAGCUCAAGCAGGGAGGCCGAUCAGUUGAUGAGUAUGAGGCCGAGUUCUCUUCCCUGAGUCGAUAUGCUCCUCACCUGGUUACAGACCCUACUAUUAGGAGGUAUCAGUUUCAGAAGGGCCUGGAUAAGUAUAUCAGGUUUGCUCUAGCUGGUAGAGCACUUGCGACUUACGACGCCGUACUGGAUGCAGCACGAGAGAUCGAGAGUGUUCAGAAGGAACCUGAAGACCCACAUGUGAUUCAGAGCAAAACACCAGCAGCUCCAGUCCGGAAUAUCGAGCGUUCCCCUCCGAGGCAGCAGCAGGCUCCGCAGCGACAUCAGUUUACUCAGCGCCAGCCACUUCCUCCUGUGCAUCCCUAUCAGCACCCUGGAGUGCAGACCCGCGAUCAGUCUUUAGUGAAGUGUUCCUAUUGUGGCCACGCUGGGCAUACCCAGCAGGAGUGCCGCAGACAUCUUCGUCUGUGCUACGCCUGUGGAUCCCCCGACCAUGUCCGUCAGGACUGUCCGCAGCGACAACAGACCCGCUUGACCCCACCUCCAGUUCGGGCAGCCCUUUCAGCUCCACCUCGACCUGCCCCAGCAGCACCAGCUCAGCACGGAUCCUAUCCUCGAUCAGGGUCUUUUCCUCCACAGCAGCAUGUUUAUCAGGAAGCGCGAAGGUAGCAACCACCACGUCAGACAUUCAUGAUGAUGGCCAUGGAAGCUGAGACGAACGACUAGGUUAUUACCGGCAUGAAAAAUAUGUGAAUCAGUACCGGGCAAUGUUUGUCACCAACUGCAGUAUCAGGCGUGAUCAGAUACUCAGGCAGCCCAAGCAGA
Messenger RNA from Asparagus officinalis (garden asparagus), 1609 nucleotides. Its product is annotated as E2F-associated phosphoprotein. The transcript is spliced from 5 exons. The record is from RefSeq and is a predicted model, not a curated record. Lineage: Eukaryota; Viridiplantae; Streptophyta; Magnoliopsida; Asparagales; Asparagaceae. Gene Ontology annotation, biological process: positive regulation of cell population proliferation. Gene Ontology annotation, molecular function: zinc ion binding; nucleic acid binding. Gene Ontology annotation, cellular component: nucleus. The coding region runs from base 86 to 1453 and encodes 455 amino acids.